This is a messenger RNA of Schistocerca serialis cubense, 1551 nucleotides long. RefSeq lists its product as uncharacterized. The record is from RefSeq and is a predicted model, not a curated record. The transcript has 6 exons. NCBI's taxonomy places the organism in Eukaryota, Metazoa, Arthropoda, Insecta, Orthoptera, Acrididae. The coding region runs from base 1 to 1551 and encodes 516 amino acids. Gene Ontology annotation, molecular function: nucleic acid binding. Gene Ontology annotation, biological process: DNA integration.
AUGUAUUUGAGAAAAAUACGAGAUCUAAUUGACUAUUGUGAAGGCGCUUUAGACGUAAUUGAUGGCAAGUCAGUAAAACCUGAGCCACUAUCUGAAGGUGCUAAUGAUGCAGCAAUAAAGGAUCAUAGAACCAAGUCAGAUUUCUAUCGUAAAGCAAACAGUUAUGCCAAGUCGAUGAUUACAAGUGCAGUUACGGACACUGUGUAUCAGACGAUCAUGGACAAAGAAACGGCUCAUGAACCAUGGGAGGGAGAAGAUGUCUCCACACACGUAGCGAAGUUAACAAGUCUGUGGAAUGAACUAAACAACGUGCUUAAAGCAAAGGGAGAAACUGUGAUACCUGAUCUGAUAUUGAUGAUAAGAAAACAGUUGAUGAAUGAAAAGAACAAUUGUCCAUGUUUGGCAGAAAUUUCACAGAGUAGUGACAAAAUCGAACAAGAGGCAUUAGUAGUCAAAUCAGAAUCGGACCCCCGGGGCAGAUAUUAUGAGAAGUGGAUUGGGUAUGGAAGUACAGCUAAAAAUACAACUGUGCAGAAAAACAUGGACAAAACUGUAGUAACGAAUGUAGCAUUGUUUACUAUUUCUGGCGAGGUUUGUUUGUUAGAAGUGGGUGUAUACAAUUGGUGGACUCAAAAUGGUGCAACGAAACAUAUGACAAAUAGUUCUGAUUACUUUGUCAGCUUUGAAGCAUUCAACAAUCCCUGCUGUAUAAAGGCCCCUGGACAAGAGUCUCUAGAAAAAACAGGAAGAGGAUCAGUUCGGAUUCAGUCAACAGUUGAUAGCAGAUGUGAAGAGCUGACCCUGACUGAUAAUGCAGAAUUUAAGCCAUUAGUGCCAGAGAAGGGUGCAACUGCAAAUAUUUCGCUGGAAGAUAGAUUUGAUGUACUUCAACUGUAUCAUGAGAGCUGCAGUCAUCGAGACAAGUAUCAUGUUACACCAAAACUCAAAAAGGAAUUUAAAAUUGAUGUUAAGGAAGGGGCAGAGAUUUAUGAACCAUGCAGAUUUGGGAAAGUGCAUCGUACACCAUUUGGAACUAGAGAAAAGUCAACAAGGCCUGCUGAGUUGAUAUCAACUGAUCUGUGUGGACAUUUUUAUAAGUCAUUCCAGAAGAAAUGUUACCUCGUUUUGUUCAAAGACAAUUACACCAAGUUUCACUAUUGUUAUUUUGGUGUAGAAAAAUCAGAGUUGAGUAAAAUUCUCAAAGAUUUUUUCUCACAUACAAAGGCAUUGGAGUACUCUGUUAAAGAGAUGCUGAGUGACAAUGGCAAGAAGUUUGUUGACAAAGAGAUUAUAUCAAUCUUAAGUUCAAAUGGUAUAACACAGCGAUUGACUGCUCCCUGUACUCCUAAGCAAAAUGGUAUUUGUAAGCAGGAUACUAGGACAGUUGUUGAGAUGGCCAGGACACUUAAGUAUUCAAAUCCAUAUGUCAUUUAUCUAGAACAGAUAUGGGCUGAACUAGUUAACACAGCAAUUUACAUCUUGAAUAGGACAGGGAAGUCAUCUGUAGAAGGUGUCAGUUCUUACGAGUUGUGGGAAAGGAAAAGGCCUUGA